AUGUCUGUUGAUGAAGAAAUAUCUAUUGCUGGUCGAAAUGCAGAAUUUAGUGAUCCACGUUUGGAUAGGGUAUGUGCAUUCACAAUAACCACAAUGCGUUUAAAACAGGAUAAAUGGCAUAAAAUGAUGGUCACAGAUGAAUUUCGGCACAUUGUUUUGGAUUGGCUAAAUAAUAACCAACGUCGAAUACUAGUUAUGACACUCAGUCCAGGCGGACAUUUGAUACCGAAAAAUUCUAUGAACGACUUGUAUUUCAACUACGCCGUGCAACAUACCACCAACACAGUAGCAACAACUUCAACAGCAGCGGCAACUUCGGAAUUAGUGGAAGCGACAGCAAUUACCACAGCAGCCGUGGCAGCAGCAACAGCCUUACUCAUUCCCUUACCGCCACCUUCGAGUAGCUUCUCAACUUUGGAUGGUGUACCACGCGGCAAAUGUGCGUAUUUUGCCCGUCGUCAAUUGGGCGUACCACUGACAGUCACAAAUUUCGGUACCGAAAUUAUGUAUGGUGAUUUUCCGGUGCACAGCAAAAUUGAAACUUUAGCAAUACUCUUCGAUGAUGUAUUCCAACCAAUGCUACAAAAUCCAUUCAAUCGAAAAUUAUUACCAAAAAUUGUUUGCAAGGAUUUGGAGACGCGCAUGAAAGACGUACGCAAUACUCUGAAUGAGAUAAAAGGUAAAACCAAUAAUCGCACUAUUUUAUCCUUAUUGAUUUCACCGACAGUGAUUGAAGAAGUCACAGCAGAAGUUCAACAAGGCAAUUUAUCAACCGCAAUGGAAUUGAAAUUUCGUAACGUACUCGAAGAAAUGUUCAUCAAUUGGACAACACAAAUUCAUGAGAUAAUCUAUGAGAAGUCUGAAUGCGUUGCUGCCACACAAACAAGCAACAUUGGUGUCGCAACGAGAUUAAAUGCUGCAAGUGGCAACAACAAAAUCACAAUUGUUUCAUUGCCAACGCAUGAAAUCACAUUCUGGUCUAAUCGCAAAUUAAAUCUACAAGAUAUAUACGAACAGUUGCGUGCACCAACGCACAAGUCACUCGCCUACAUACUGGAGAGUAUUGACUCGGCUUAUUAUGCUUGCUACACAAGGAUAUUCAAGGAGCUUGUAAGUGCUUGGCACGAAGCAGAAGAUAACUCAUUGUGGCUUCAGCCAUUGUUAAGGCAGACAGCCACCUUUAAUGCAGUAAAUUUUAUCAAUGCACAAGAACUGAUAGCACCACUGGUCCAUGUAUUGCAUUUAGUUUGGAUAAACGCACGUUAUUAUCGCACGACACAGCGUAUGACUGUACUUCUACGUUCCAUAUGCAAUUUACUAGUACAUCGCGCCACUGAGGAUUUGGAGAUUUCAAUAUUAUUCCGCGCUGAUGCUGAUGAUGGUCUAAUGAAAAUAAGCAAAACUAUUGAAGUGCUAGAGUCUUUCAAAGAAAAAAUGCUGAUGUAUAAGGAAAAAUAUGCAAGCAAUCAGACGAUUCUACCCGCAUUGCCUGCAACUGCCCUAGUAGCAGCACAAAAUUUAGUAGACAGCACUUUGACUUUGCCCAUACGUAAUUAUAAGCAGCAAUUGUGGCGAUUUUCGAAUGAGGAUGUUUUUGGACAGUCACUCAAUGGUUUUCUGGCCCAGCUCGAGGACAUGCGAAAAAUUUUUGAGGCUGCAGUUACUUUUCAAAAUUUGGAAAAAUUGGAAAUUGGGGGCUUACGCGGCAAAAUACUUACAGAACGUGUAAAGCAGACUUAUAACGACUUUAAGUUACUUUUUGAGGAGUGGAAUAAUGUUGAUAUUGAUUUCACGGAACAAAAGAUGCAAAACUUGAAAAAAAACUCUUUUAAACAAAGGCAGCGCAUUUUCUUUAUACGCAUGGAAGUGCUGGAAAGAAAAUUGGCGACAAUAUUGAUAAAUGCAUUUCAAGACUGUAAUAAUUGGGAGCAAUUAAUAAAGCUAACUUUGAUGUUCGGCAACAUUCUGCAUCGACAGACAAUUCAACCUGAAUUGCAGGUUGUAUUGCCACACAUCUUGAAAGUCUUUGGAGAAGAGUUGCAGCAGAUUGAAAUGAUUGUGUGUGAAGUGCUGUUAGCAUAUGAAUAUCAGGGCUUGACAGCCAUACCAAUAAAUUGCAAUUUCCCACCCAUGGCAGGCGCAGUACUGUGGUUGGAACAGCAUUUGCUGCAUUGCGAUAUCCUUACAACACAUGACUUAAAUAAAUUCAUCAAAAAACUAGUUGUCAAUAAUGUCCUGGAACCAAGGUUUGUUCAACUCACCUCACGUUGUGACAUUUUGACAACAAAGCUUAGCAAUUUGCAAUUGAAAAUUUGGCACAAUUGGAAACAAACAAUUGACAAACGCAUUGCCAAAGGAUUGAAUGCGCCGGUGAUGUUACGCAAAAAUAUCAAACAAAACACCACAAAUGAAGGCAACCAAUUGAAUGCAGUAAAGCGUAUCGAUGAUUCGAAUGAAAAUGACAGCAUUAUAAAGGCGCUGGAAAUGAAUUUCUCACACGAACUGUUCGCAUUACUCAAGGAGGGAAAAUAUUUGCAAACAAUACACCACUCCAAAACGCACAGGGACGGAGGCAAAAUAUCGAAAACUGUUUGUGAGAACACACAUAUAACUGCUGGUAUUAGUGUUGGCUCGACAGAUACGGCAACAGACUUAGGCAUACCCGCGGAGACAACAGCUACUGGGGAAUUUGCUGAAGAACACCAAAUUACAGCAUCGCAUUUACCACAAACGUUGCUUGAUUUGUAUGCAAGGCGUGAUGAGUUCUGGUCGCGUAAAAUCAAACUAAUCAAAAUUUCAGAGUUCUACGAUGGCAUACGUGCGAGUGUGGGUUCAAGCGUUGAACUGCAACUGAUACGCACCGACAUUAAUGCAAUUGAUGAAUGCAUUGAUGCUGCAUGCAAUUCGAUGACAUGGAACUUAUACGAUCCAACAUUGGUAAAUAAAAUUUACAAGAGCACUGAAAAACUUUAUCAACGUUUGCAACAAGCACAAGCCAAUAUCAAUUCCAUACUCUCCAGCAUAAGGCACUGGAGUAACGAACCACUUCAUCAACGUAGUCUGUACGGAAGAAAUAUGCUUGAUUUGCGACAUCAACAGGAACGCUUACGAACUCGUCUUAUUCAGUGUGAAGAUACAAAAAUUCUACUCAAUCGUUUAUUGGUAGCAAAUUUUUAUUUAUAUUUCAAUUAUGACGAGGAAGAUUUUAAGGAAAAUGGUGAAGACUUAAGUGUCAAGCAGCAACUAAACUUUUACCAGUUGCCGCGUAAACUGCUCCAAACAAAACCACUUAAUACCACAAUGAGCAAUGCGGCGCUGACGAACAUUGUACCGCCGCCACUGUUUGAGGUGAAACUGGAAUUGGUAGAGACCGAAAUACGUUUUUCGCCUUCCUUUGAAGUGAGUGCAGAAAAUAAUUUUCAACAAAUUGUCGAGCAACUGCUGCAAGACAUUAACCAGACAUGCAACUGCAUACCACGAAUUGUUGGUGACAACGCGCUGACAGCUCCACCUGCUGAAGAUGAUGACAUCGAUGCUACUACUGCCGCUCCUGCCGCUACAUCAACGUUGGCUGAGUCGGGAGAGGUGGCUGCUGAGGGAAGAAUACGUGCAGACGCCGCAAAAACGAAAACCAAAAAAAUAUUUAACAUGGCAGCCGCAACAACCGCAAAAGAACUUGAGGAAUUGCAUAUGCUAAAUGCUGGCAUAAGAAAAACUUUGUCUGAAACCAUGCGAAAGGCACUUGCUUAUGCUAGCAAUUUCAAUAGGUACGCAUUUCUGUGGACACAGCAAAAGGACGAAGUACUGAAUGCAGUUUUGAAUGUGGCAUAUGAAAAUGAUAAUAUCGGAAGGGGAUAUGCAAUUUUAGAAGCUUUUAAAAAGGAAAUUGAACGUUAUAAUGACCUACAUGAAGAAAUUGACCAGUUAAGCUGUCACUGUGUGGAUGCUUGGUUGGCAAUCGAUAUAAAUCCGCUUAAGUAUGCCUUGCUUAAUCACGCCUGCAAAUGGUCGCAUUUGUUUAAGCAGCGGCUUUUGGUAUACGUGCAACAAACACUAGAGGAGCUUACAACCUUUAUCAAACAUGGCGAGAAUAUUCUGCAACUGGAAAUCACACCUGAAGAUUUCGCAUUACUGCUACGCAUACUAGACAUAAUGGCUCAGAUUAAACAGCGCAGCGCUUAUGCUGACAAUAUAUUCAAGCCACUGAAGGACAUCAUAUCACUACUCAAAACCUACAAUGUUGAGUUUGGUAUGGAACUAGUAAAGAGCAUAGAGCUUCUACCCAUGAAAUGGAAGCAACUCAAAGAGGAUGCAACUGCCAAAUUUGAGGCUUUACAGCAGGCGCGUACUUACCAGCAAACCCGCGUUGCAGCAAUGAUUUUAAUCUUUAAUUGCCAAGUGCAAGUAUAUGCGAAAAAGUUCCAACGUUUACCGUUUUUCCGCGUUCCCUGCGGUGCUAUUUAUGCACUUUGUGACAGAACCUCACAGCAGUUAUUUCACUUUGCCGCAAUCAACCGGCGGUAUAUACGCUGCGCUAAGCUGCUUGACAUUAAUUUACCGGAUGAAACCCCUUUGCAGUUGUGCGCAGCUGAGCUGAAACGCGUUAAGCAAUUGUGGGAUUUUGUAUGCGUCAUUGAAUCCUGCAUUAUUGACUGGCAUGCAACACCUUGGCAAGCCAUCGACACUGAUGAAGUCGAUGCUGAGUGUAAAAAAUUUACACGCGAUUUACGUACACUUGACAAGAGCAUCCGAGAUUGGGAGCCAUACACGUAUAUUGUGGGCGUGCUCAAGGAUUUAGUUGCUUCAUUGCGCGCAAUCACUGAACUGCAAAAUCCUGCUAUUACAGAAAGACACUGGAUGGGUCUGAUGCAGUUGACAAAGAUGACAAAACAAUAUAAAUCGGAUUAUUUGCUUUCGUUCAAAACAAAUGCUGAUACUACACUUAAAGUACUUUUUGAACUGAAAAUACAUCAACAUGAAGAAGAUAUCAAAAAUACCGUAGAUCGCGCCAUCAAAGAAAUGACAGUCAAUAAAAUACUUGAUGAAAUCAAAAAUACUUGGACACAUUUGGAAUUCGAAACCGAACCGCAUCAACAGCGUCAGCAAAUACAAUUGCUCAAAGUAUCGGAGGAGCUAAUCGAAACUUUGGAUGAUAAUCAAAUGCAAUUACAGAAUAUUGCCACUUCAAAACAUAUUGAAUACUUGCUCGAUAAAUUGAUGCACUGGCAAACGAUUUUGAGUGGCGUUGACAGUCUCAUAAGCAAUUGGUUUGAAGUGCAACGUAAGUGGCUCUAUUUGGAAAGUAUUUUCAUUGGUUCAGCCGAUAUACGUUCACAAUUGCCUAUGGAUGCAGCACGCUUCGAGGCUAUUGAUAACGAAUUCACUCAACUCUUAGCUGAGUUGGUGGAAGUAGGUGUAGUUAUGCGUGUGGUACUAGAACAUAAACAUGUACUAGAUACCUUAAAACAACUGCAGCAACGUUUGGCAAUAUGUGAAAAGGCAUUAAACGAUUACCUGGAGACGAAACGUUUGGCUUUUCCACGCUUCUAUUUUAUUUCUUCAGCUGAUCUACUGGAUAUCUUGUCUAAUGGAAAUAAACCACAAAUUAUAGAUCGACAUUUUAUCAAACUAUUUGAUUCUAUCUUACGUUUAGAAUAUGAAGAAAAUACGUCACAUGCUAUUGGCAUUCAUUCCAAAGAAAACGAUGAAUUUGUCCACUUCAUUACUUCGAGUGAUAAUACAGGACAGGCCUACAUUAUAUGUACAGGACGUGUGGAAUUAUGGUUAAAUGAAGUCAUCCAACAAAUGCGUUGCACUUUGCAUGAAUUAUUCCGGCGUGGCUUACACGCUUUUAUGGAGAAACCACGUGAACAAUGGCUUUACGAUUGGCCAGCACAGGUGGCACUAUGUUGUAGUCAAAUUUGUUGGACAACAGAUGUCAAUCGCGCUUUCGCGUGGUUGGAAGAAGGCUACGAAGCUGCCAUGAAGGACCUACACAAACGUCAAAUAAUGCAAUUGAAUGCCUUAAUCAAUCUCUUAUUGGGCGAUUUGACACCAGGCGACCGUCAAAAAAUUAUGACCAUCUGCACAAUAGAUGUACACUCACGGGAUGUUGUUGGAAAAAUAAUACAUGCUAAAGUAGAAAAUUCAUUGUGCUUUCAGUGGCAAUGUCAGUUAAGGCACCGUUGGGACGUUGCACAAAAUGUACUAGGAACAGAAAUAUCUGGAGCUGAAGACUGUUUCGCCAAUAUAUGCGACGCUGAAUUUCGGUAUGCCUAUGAAUAUCUGGGGAACACUUCACGUUUGGUAAUCACGCCGCUUACAGAUCGAUGCUACAUUACUCUGACUCAGUCUCUACAUCUGGUUAUGGGUGGCGCACCCGCUGGUCCUGCUGGAACUGGAAAGACGGAAACAACAAAAGACCUCGGACGCGCCUUAGGGGUUAUGGUAUAUGUUUUUAACUGCUCUGAACAAAUGGAUUACAAGUCAUGUGGUAAUAUUUACAAAGGGUUAGCACAAACAGGAGCUUGGGGAUGUUUUGAUGAAUUCAAUCGUAUAUCUGUGGAAGUAUUGUCCGUAGUAGCAGUGCAAGUCAAAACUAUACAAGAAGCAAUUAAGAUGCAAAAAGAAAGUUUUGAAUUUAUGGGUGAAAACAUACCACUUGUACCGUCUGUUGGUAUAUUUAUUACCAUGAAUCCUGGUUAUGCAGGUCGCACAGAACUACCAGAAAAUUUAAAAACACUAUUUCGUCCAUGCGCAAUGAUAGUGCCCGAUUUUGCUCUAAUUUGUGAGAUAAUGUUAAUGGCAGAAGGAUUUCAAGAAGCACGUCUUCUAGCACGAAAAUUCAUAACACUCUAUACGCUCUGCAAAGAGCUACUAUCAAAACAAGAUCAUUAUGAUUGGGGGCUAAGAGCUAUUAAGUCUGUAUUAGUAGUGGCAGGCACACUGAAAAGAGAUGAUCAUAGUCGUCCCGAAGAUCAAGUACUUAUGCGUGCUUUACGUGACUUUAACAUACCCAAAAUAGUAACAGAUGAUGUACCCAUUUUUAUGGGACUCAUAGGUGAUCUCUUUCCAGCACUCGAUGUGCCACGCAAACGAGUAUUUGAGUUCGAGAAGACCAUACGUCGUGCCGUAAAUGAAAUAAAACUUCAACCCGAAGAAGGUUUUCUCAUGAAAAUUGUACAGCUUCAAGAACUUCUGGAUGUACGUCACUCCGUAUUUAUUGUCGGUAAUGCGGGUACUGGUAAAACAAAAAUUUGGCAAACGCUAGUAGAGACGUAUCGCAUACAAAAGCUGAAACCAGCUUACAAUGUUCUAAAUCCAAAAGCUUUAUCAAAUGAUGAUCUCUUCGGUAUAGUAAAUCCAACAACACGCGAAUGGAAAGAUGGUUUAUUCUCAUCAAUCAUGAGAGAUCAAGCAAAUAUGCCUCCAGGCAAUCCUAAGUGGAUUGUGCUAGACGGUGAUAUUGAUCCCAUGUGGAUUGAGAGCUUGAAUACGCUAAUGGAUGAUAACAAAAUUUUAACACUAGCUAGUAAUGAACGAAUUUCCCUGAAACGUGAUAUGCGUCUACUUUUCGAAGUUGGUCAUUUAAAAGCGGCAACACCCGCAACUGUCUCACGGGCUGGCAUUUUGUAUAUCAAUCCACAAGAUCUGGGCUGGUCACCUUUUGUACUAUCUUGGUUGGAAACUCGUGCCGAUAUGGUUGAACGUAGCUUGCUUACUACAUUUUUUGAAAAAUAUUUUCCCAGUCUAAUACAGCAUCAAGGAGACUUUCGUCGUACCACUCCCAUAACAGAUAUGGCAAUGAUACAAAUGACUUGUAGUUUACUGGAAUCUCUGUUGGAAGUUCAUCAAGAUAUUUGCUUGAGUAAUGCAAAUACUAUGCCAACCAAAAAUAAUUUGCAGCACAGCAGUAAAGCUACAGACUCAUUAGAAUUAGGCCUGGAAUUGUUAUUUAUAUAUGCUACUAUGUGGGGCUUUGGUUCUGCUUUAUAUCAAGAUCAGAUAAUUGAUUGGCAUCAGGAAUUUCACAAAUGGUGGACAUUAGAAUUUAAGGAAGUAAAAUUGCCAACACAAGGCAACAUUUUUGAUUACAGUCUAGAUAUAAGUACAAAUAAAUUUCAACAUUGGAAGGAGUUAGCAAUGGAGAGUACAGGCGAUCUUACAGAUACUUUGCAACCACUGCAGAAUAUGCUUAUACCUACUGCUGAAACCGUUCGGCUUAACUACUUUUUGAAGUUGUUAAUUGAUAGGAAGCAAGCUUGCAUGUUAGUAGGUAACUCUGGUAGUGGCAAGGGAGUUAUACUAAGGGAAGUCUUCAACAAAUAUGCCGCAAAACAAGAAAUGCUGGAAAUUGCUUUAACACCCACAACAUCUGCAAAUACGCAACGAAGCAUUUCCGCCUCGACACGCCUCUUAACAGUACAAACUACUUACUUUAAUUUUUAUACAACUUCCGAAAUUUUUCAGAAAGUACUUGAUCGUCCACUUGAAAAGAAAUCGGGACGCACUUACGCGCCAGCUGGUCCAAAUCGUCGUUUAAUUUAUCAAAUUAAUGAUUUAAAUAUGCCAGAAGUUGAUGCUUACGGAACAGUACAGCCACAUACAAUCAUAAGACAAUUUAUGGAUUAUAGUCAGUGGUACGAUCGUCAGAAAUUGCAGUUGAAAGAUAUACGCCAUUGUCAGUUUGUCGCUAGCAUGAAUCCUACAGCUGGUUCCUUUACCAUAGAUCCUCGUUUACAGCGCCACUUUUGUGUUUUCUCUGUAGCAACACCAGAUGAAUCAACCUUACAAAUCAUAUAUAGCAACAUACUUAAUAGUCACUUGGAAAACCCACUUAAUGGUUUUACUAAAGAAAUUAAAUCCAUUGCUAAUUUAUUGGUUCAAGUAGGAAUUGCCUUGCAUCGUCGUGUCGAAUAUGCAUUCCUACCCACUGCUAUAAAAUUUCACUACAUGUUUAAUCUACGUGAAUUGACAAAUAUCUAUCAAGGAUUAAUGAAUAGCAUGGGAGCUCCUGCACAGAUUGGUACGGUCACUUCUGUAACUAAUGGUGCCAUUUGUACAAAGCCUUCCGAACUAAUACGUUUAUAUGUACACGAAGCAUUUCGAGUUUAUCAUGAUCGUUUAGUAGAUCCCUAUGAUAUUAAGUACUUCAAGUCCUGCAUACGUGAUAUAUUCAAAAAAGAUUUCGAAGAUUUCGAUGAAGACUUUGUUUUUGCCGAACCACUGAUUUAUAGUCAUUUUGCACAGUCUUUAGUGGAUCAGAAAUAUUCUUCAAUCAAGAGUUGGGAUAGUUUAUAUCAGCUACUAAUUGAAGCACAAGCCAGCUACAAUGAUGUGGUGGGCUAUAUGAAUUUGGUCAUGUUUGAGGAUGCAAUGAUACAUGUGUGUCGCAUUAAUCGCAUCCUAGAAAGCCCACGCGGCAAUGCCUUACUCAUUGGUGUUGGUGGCUCUGGAAAACAAACAUUAGCACGAUUAGCUUCUUUUAUAUCUUCCUUAAGUGUAACGCAAAUACAAAUCAAGCGUGGUUUUUGUCUACAGGACAUGAAGGACGAAAUUGCUGCAUUGUACAUGAAAAUUGGACUUAAAAGUGUUGCUUCUGUAUUUCUCAUGUCAGAUGCACAAAUACCCGAUGAAUCCAUACUAACGUUAAUUAAUGACUUAUUAGCAUCUGGUGAAAUACCUGAACUGUUUUCGGAAGACCAAUUUGAAUCCAUUAUCAAUGGUAUACGUAAUGAGGUAAAACAAAGUGGCGCACUUGAUACAAAGGAUAACUGUUGGCGUUUCUUUGUGGAUAAAGUGCGACGUUUAUUGAAAAUCGUUUUGUGCUUCUCGCCUGUUGGACAAACGUUACGCAUAAGAGCACGUAAAUUUCCAGCGAUUAUAAGUCGCACUUCGAUUGAUUGGUUUCAUGAGUGGCCGAAAUCAGCCCUAGAAUCGGUGUCACAAAAGUUUCUCAAUGAAAUCGAUAAUAUUUUAUCGACUGAACUCAUUCAACCCAUUGGAUAUUUUAUGGCUUACGUACAUGGCACAGUAAAUGAAAUAUCGAAAAUUUAUCUACAAAAUGAAAAACGUUACAAUUACACGACCCCAAAAACAUUUCUCGAAUACAUUUUCCUCUAUCGCAAACUUUUGGUAGAUAAAAAUGGAGAAUAUACGCGCCGCAUCGAGCGCUUACAAAGCGGUAUGGCUAAAUUGGCCGAAUGUGCACGUCAGGUAGAUAUGUUAAAGGAUCAACUUGCCAUACAGGAAGUACAAUUAAACGCUAAAAAUGCAGCAGCUGAUAAGCUCAUAGUCAUUGUGAGUGCGGAAAGUGAGAAGGUGAAACGCGAGAAGUUUAUAGCUUCAGAGGAAGAAGCACGCGUACGUAUUAUUGAGGAAGAUGUAUCCAUCAAGACCAAAAUGUGUGAAGAGGACUUACGUAAAGCAGAGCCUGCCCUUGUAGCAGCUCAAGCCGCACUGAACACACUCAACAAAAAUAAUUUGACGGAAUUGAAGUCAUUUGGCUCACCACCCAAAGCGGUUGUUAAUGUUUGUGCUGCAGUUAUGGUCUUGUUGGCGGUGAAUGGGAAAAUACCACGCGAUCGUAGCUGGAAGGCAGCUAAACUGACGAUGGUACGUGUGGAUCAGUUUUUAAAUGACUUGGUCAAUUACAACAAGGACAAUAUUCAUCCUAAUAUUAUUGAAGAGCUACAGGAGUAUUUAAAGGAUCCUGAAUUUAACCCGGAUAAUAUUGUGCAAAAAUCUGUGGCAGCUGCUGGUCUCUGUGCUUGGGUUAUCAAUAUACAUCGGUAUCACCAAGUUUUCCUAAUAGUAGGCCCUAAACAAAAAGCAUUACAGGACUCACAGGAAGAAUUAUUAGAAGCACGUGAACGCUUAAAAUUUUUAAAGGAUAAAAUAAACGAAUUUGAAGCUAAAUUAUCCGAAAUCCAAGCAGAAUUCGAGGAGGCGGUUACAGCUAAACAAAAAUGCCAACGAGAAGCUGAUAAAACAGCGUUUACCAUUGAUUUAGCUCAUCGCUUGAUUAAUGGCUUGGCUAAUGAGAACAUCAGAUGGAAGGAAUCAGUUCAAAGUUUACAAGCCAAAAUUGGUACAAUACCAGGAGAUAUCCUGUUAAUUUCCUCCUUCUUGUCGUAUGUUGGUUGCUUCACAAGACGUUAUCGCGAGGAGCUACAACACAAAAUGUGGAUGCCGAGUUUCUGUAAAAUUCAGCCAGCGAUUCCUUACACGGAUGGUGUGGACUCGUUAACAUUACUAUCAGAUGAUGCACAAAUUGCAACGUGGAAUAAUGAAGGGUUGCCAAUGGAUCGCAUGUCAACUGAAAACGCAACAAUACUAGCACAUUCUACACGUUGGCCGCUCAUGAUCGAUCCACAAUUACAGGGUGUGAAAUGGAUCAAGAAUCGUUUUGGCGAUGCUCUGGUGGUAACCCGUCUUACGCAGAAAGGUUUUCUUGAUACCUUAGAAAAAGCUAUGCAAAAAGGUAAUACUGUUCUAAUAGAACAAAUAGAAGAAACAAUAGAUACCGUUCUUGAGCCACUAUUAAGUCGCGCUUUGAUUAAAAAGGGUCGCUAUAUACGUAUUGGAGGCAAAGAAAUGGAUUUCAAUCCAGAGUUUCGUUUAAUACUACACACAAAACUGGCUAAUCCACACUACAAACCAGAAAUUCAAGCACAAACCACACUUAUUAAUUUCACAGUAACACCAGAUGGUUUAGAGGAGCAAUUACUGGCUGAAGUUGUAAAAAUUGAACGUCCUGAUUUGGAACAGAUGAAAAUUGACGUAACCAUACAGCAAAAUAAAUUUAAAAUUUCCUUAAAGUCUUUAGAAGAUGAUUUACUUGCACGCUUGGCUUCUGCCAAAGAAAAUGUAUUAGAAGAUCACACCUUGGUCAUUAAUUUAGAGGCCACGAAGAGCACAGUUAAUGAUAUUGAAUUGAAAGUGAACGAGGCACGCGUAACCACCUUACAAAUUGAUGAUACAAGAAAUAUUUAUCGUGCAGCCGCGAAACGUGCCGCCAUUUUGUAUUUCGUCCUAACUGACUUAAGCCGUAUUAAUCCCAUCUAUAAAUUUUCUCUUAAAUCCUUCAUGAAUGUCUUUAGACAUGCCAUUACAGUAGCAGAACAGUGCAAAAGUUAUGAGCGACGUGUAACAUACCUCGUUAACUCGAUAACAAUGCAAACCUUCCUAUACACACUUCGUGGUCUCUUCGAGGCUGAUAAGUUAACGUUCACAUCACACAUGAUUCUUCGCAUAAUGAUUGCAGCUGAACAAAUUUCAAAAGAAGAAUUUGACUUCUUAUUGCGUUUUUCGCAUAAUCCGAACUCCAUUUCAACUAUAGAUUUUAUAAGCCGUAACGCUUGGGGUGGUAUUAAAACUUUAGCGCUGAUGGAGCAUUUUUAUGGCAUUGACAAGGAUAUUGAAAACUAUCCAAAACGUUGGCGCAAAUUUGUUUCAAGUGACUCACCAGAAAAAGAACAAUAUCCUGGAGAAUGGAAACAUCGCACACCAUUACAAAAGCUUUGCAUACUGAGAGCAUUGAGGCCAGAUCGCAUGACCUAUGCAAUGAGACUUUUUAUUGAGCAAACUAUGGGUCGCAGCUAUGCCGAAGUUCCCUCCUUCAGUUUUUCAGAUGUACUCAAAGAAACAACAGCAGCAACACCUAUAUUUUUUAUACUUUCACCGGGCGUUGAUCCAAUACGUGAUGUAGAACGUCUCGGCUCACAACUAGGAUUCAGUGCUGAUACAGGAACAUUAGUUAAUAUAUCACUUGGUCAAGGUCAGGAAAUUAUUGCGGAGAGAGCUAUUUCUAAUGCACUCAGCAACGGCAAUCAAUGGGUUGUCCUGCAGAAUAUACACCUUGUUGUCAAUUGGUUACCGAUUUUAGAAAAACAAAUCGAAUGCAUAGCUACAGAAUCGGAGAUAAAUAAUUCUUUAAAUUUUCGCUUAUUCAUAAGUGCAGAGCCAGCACCUGAUCCUCAGUAUCACAUAAUACCGCAAGGAAUACUUGAAUCUUCAUUAAAAAUCGUUAAUGAGCCUCCAUCUGGAAUGGCAGCAAAUUUGCACAAAGCAUGGAAUAAUUUUUCACAGGAAACCUUAGAGACCUGCACACAAGAGGCUGAAUUUAAAUCAAUACUAUUUGCACUUUGUUAUUUUCAUGCUGUGACCGGAGAACGUCGGAAAUUUGGUCCACAAGGAUGGAAUAAAGUGUAUCCUUUCAAUGUGGGAGAUUUAAGUAUAUCCGCUAAUGUUUUGCAUAACUAUUUGGAAGGCAGCAAUCGCAUACCAUGGGAAGAUCUGCGUUAUCUCUUUGGUGAAAUUAUGUAUGGCGGUCAUAUAACCGAUGACUGGGAUCGACGUUUAUGUCAAACCUAUUUAGAAGAAUUACUGCAACAGGAACUAGUCGACGGUGAUUUUGAGUUGUGCCCAGGUUUUCCUGCACCACCAAAUUUAGACUUUCACGGUUAUCAUAACUACAUAACAGAAGUGCUGCCCACAGAAUCACCAGUAUUAUAUGGUUUACACCCAAAUGCGGAAAUCGGAUUUUUGACAACUGCUUCCGAAGAGUUGUUGAAGACAAUUUUCGAACUACAGCCACGGGAAUCUGAACUGACCACGCAUUGCGGUGCACCACGAGAAGAGUUGGUUAAAAUUAUGAUCGAUGAUUUUCUCGAUAAAUUGCAAGAUGAGUUCAAUCUUCAAGGCUUGCUAAAUCGCGUAGAACGUAAAACACCAUUCGUAGUAGUAGCAUUGCAGGAAUGCGAACGCAUGAAUACGCUUAUACACGAGAUAAAACGUUCAGUACGAGAACUUCUUUUGGGUCUGAAAGGUGAACUAACCAUAACCGAAGAAAUGGAAAGUCUGGACAAUGCUAUAUUUUAUGACCGCGUACCUGAAGCCUGGGCACGUCUAGCUUAUCCGAGUUUACUAGGUUUGCAAGGUUGGUUUGGAGACUUGCAGCACCGUAUAAAAGAACUUUCCGGUUGGUUGAAUGAUUUCAAACUGCCUUGCACAAUCUGGUUGGGUGGCUUGUUUAAUCCGCAAAGUUUUCUCACAGCAAUUAUGCAAGAAAGCGCUCGUAAGCACGAUUUGCCGCUGGAUCGAAUGUGCUUACACUGUGAUGUUACCAAGAAACAAAAGGACGAUGUGACUUUACCGCCAAUGGAAGGUGCAUUCGUGCAUGCCUUGUACUUGGAUGGCGCAAACUGGGAUUGUCAACUCAAUUCUAUUGUUCCGCUGCAUUCAAAGGAGCUAUUCUGUUCGAUGCCUGUUAUUUAUAUAAAAUCAAUUGUGCAAGAAAAACAGGAACUUCAGCACAUUUACGAGUGUCCUUUGUACAAGACAAGAUCACGAGGCAAUACGUAUGUUUGGACGUUUAAUUUGAAAACAAAGGAAAAGGCUUCAAAAUGGAUUCUGGGUGGAGUGGCACUUCUCUUACAGAGAUAAAAUAUUUAUUAAUUUAGAAAGAUAAUACAUCAUUGUUAUUAGAACUUUAACUCGUUAUGAAACUAGAAAACCAA
Messenger RNA from Teleopsis dalmanni, 14519 nucleotides. Its product is annotated as dynein beta chain, ciliary-like. The transcript is spliced from 34 exons. Bases 1 to 14445 code for a protein of 4814 amino acids. The record is from RefSeq and is a predicted model, not a curated record. Lineage: Eukaryota; Metazoa; Arthropoda; Insecta; Diptera; Diopsidae. Gene Ontology annotation, molecular function: dynein intermediate chain binding; ATP binding; minus-end-directed microtubule motor activity. Gene Ontology annotation, biological process: microtubule-based movement. Gene Ontology annotation, cellular component: dynein complex.